Molecule: messenger RNA, 1720 nt
Organism: Drosophila erecta
Lineage: Eukaryota; Metazoa; Arthropoda; Insecta; Diptera; Drosophilidae
Product: micronuclear linker histone polyprotein
Exons: 3
Coding region: 107-1144 (345 amino acids)
Biological process (GO): chromatin organization; negative regulation of transcription by RNA polymerase II
Cellular component (GO): pericentric heterochromatin
Molecular function (GO): chromatin binding
Source: RefSeq, a predicted model, not a curated record
CAAUCGAAGUAAACAAUUGUCCAUUUGCUUUCCGAUCGGAAUCGCCAUCGAUUCGCGGAAAGGACGCUGUCGCACAAGGGAGCACUAACGGAUACCCAGGAGCAAUAUGGCCAAGCUGGGAAGGAAAGUGGCAGAAAAUAAACGCAGGAACGGAGUUGCCGCUGAGAGCGAAAACGAGGAGAAGGAUCCGCAGGCAUCCAAUGAGAACACCGGGUCCUCUAGCACCACACGUCGAUUAUCCAAGAAGCCGGCCAACAAACGGAAGGCUUCACUGAUAGUGGUCUCUGGAACCGAAGACAGCGAUGACCAGACCUCCAACUCCAACGCCGCGGAUGUAUCAACUCCAAGGAACAAGCGCAAGGUGGGCAGGGCUAGGAACGUCACCAAUUCGGCCAUCAAAAAUGGUAAGAAGAACGUUAUAGAGGAUUCGGAGGACGAUGUCAAUGAUUCGGACUCGGUGGACGUGAGUGCCGAUGGCUCGUCAAAGAAGCCGGGGAUCAAACGCAAGACACGACGAUCAGUGCGCACUGCCACCGAAGAUAGCGAUGGUCUGCCCACCACAUCCAGAGCCGCCGCAGAUGCAUCUAGUCCAAUCAAGAAGCGCAAGCUGGGCAGGGCUAAGACUGCUUCCGCCAAAAAUGGCAAGAAGGCCGCUGACGAGGAGUCGGAGGCCGAUGACGAUGUGGACAUGGAUGAUGACAAAUCAGCCCCACCCCAGAAGGUUGCAGCAAAAUCGAAGACCACGCAAAAUGUUAAAAAAAGCAAAGGACGAGGUCGAACGACCGCCGGUACCAAGAAAGUCGAUGCUCCAACCGAUCCUGAAAAGCAAUGGGAAGUGGAAAAAAUAAUUGAUCAUGUAGUCACCAAGGAGGGCGAUAUGUUUAAGAUUCGAUGGAAGAAGUAUGGACCCCAAGAUGAUUCCUGGGAGCCAAGGAAAAAUCUGGCGUGCAACGCAUUAAUCGAAAAGUUCAUGAGGGAAAUAAUAACCCAGAAGAACGUUGAUGUCAAAGAGCUGCGCGAAUCGCCAAAAAAGACUGAGCGACUAGUCGAUGAAUGUUAUCCCAGGACCAAUCUACACAAUCGUAUUGAACGCUCCUCGAAGCGGUCUGCCGCCAAAAACCGCAUUUUUUACGGCGAGGAUUGAGGAAAGGCAACGGCCCCGCCUUCUUGAAGACAUCGUCUUCUUUUUUUUUUUGGUUGACAUAGAUUCUAAGGACCUAAUGACCGGUGUACGUGGAGAGGUGACCCAAGGCGGAUCUAGUUGAAUUUUAAGAAACUCUUUCCCCAUUCGUUCUUGGUUUUAAAAAUGUUGGCGAAGCCAAAUCACCUCGUGUCCACAAUGCUGACGAUUGGCAGGCACAUCUACGGCAACACAAUACAAAAUAUAUAAUUCGGAUUUUAGCACAUAAGUAAGGACUGGCGAAGGAUGGCAGCACAGUGCAUAUAUGUAGUAUUAUAACUGGUUUUGCUGCACUCAACCAGCGUAGAAUGUAAGCCUGAAUAUCUGUAGCUUUAGUGGUAUACUUUGAGUAAUUGAUGUCCAUAUUGGCCAAUUGUCGCAGCUGAAAAUAGCCUCUUAACUACUCUUCCAAUCAUCUCAAUUCAUAAUAUACGUUCAUACGUACGUAUGCAAUAGUACACACCAAGUAAUAACAUAAUAAGUAGCAAGGGAACUUUGCCGUUUCUACUACAGAAAAAAAUCAUUAAAUGUAAAAAACCC